AUGGAAGAAGAAUAAAAAAAAUAGGCUGAAUAAUAUGAAAGAUACCCCUUAAAAUCAUUUUUAUAUAAAGAACCAAAAAUCCAAUCAAGUGUAAAAACCAGCUAAUAAAUAUAGCAGGAGACAUAAAAAUUAUAAUUGGAGAAACUUGCAUUAAAUAGAAUAAAUAGAUGUAGUGUUUUAGUAAUACCAAUAUUAAAAGAUGCUGAAGUUUAGUAUGUUGAAAAUAACUUUUUGAAUAAUGAAAUGACUCAAUAUGAUUUGGAUUUUCAUGAAGUCAAAUUUAAAAAAAGUAUAGUAGAGAAUAUAGAAUCUCAUAAUUGUUUAAUAGGAAAACUUCUUUUUAGAUGUCUUUAUGAUAAUGGAAUGGAAUAUUAGGUAGAAUAUGACAUAUUGAAAAGAUUUUGUUCAACAUUAUUAGUAGAUUACAUGAUAGUAAAUUCAAUAUUAAUAUGA
Molecule: messenger RNA, 453 nt
Organism: Paramecium sonneborni
Lineage: Eukaryota; Ciliophora; Oligohymenophorea; Peniculida; Parameciidae
Source: the annotation of a GenBank genome assembly